CCCCCCCCCCCCCCCCGCAUAUAUGAGGGCACCGCGGCUCCUUUUGGACUCAUCUGCCGGACCCAGUCCAGCUGCAAGAACCCCUACGGAACCCAGACCGAGUUCGACCGCACCGAGCCCGGUAACUUACGACGAUGAUGCUGCAUCUGUUGCUCCUCCAGCUGGUGCUGGCCCCCGCCCUUUUGGUGUCCGCUGAGGACUACUGGGAAGACUGGAGUGCCUACGGGCCUUGCAGUCGGACCUGCGGCGGCGGUGUGAUGAUCAGAAGCAGACGCUGUGUCACCCACAGAAACGACGGAGGCCACAACUGCGUCGGACCCGACAGGUCUUACCUGGCCUGUAACACGGAGCCAUGUGCCGCGGGAACCAAGGACUACCGCGAGGAGCAGUGCGCCGAGUACGACGGGACCGACUUCAAGGGCACGCGCUACUCCUGGGUGCCUUAUUAUGGAGCCGAGAACCCCUGCGAGCUGAACUGCAUGCCGAAGGGCGAGAACUUCGUCUACCGCCACAGCGCCGCCGUCAAGGACGGGACGCCCUGCCACCCCGGCCGCCAUGACAUCUGCGUGGAGGGCGUCUGCAUGCGCAUGGGCUGCGACCGCAUGCUGAACUCUCAUCUGCAAGAGGACGCCUGCCUGGUGUGCGGAGGCAACGGCCACUCCUGCUCGCUGGUCAAGAACACCUACACCGCUCAGCGUCUGGCCCACGGUUACAACCAUGUGGUCACCAUCCCCGCCGGAGCCACCUCCAUCAGCAUCAAGGAGAAGAAACCCUCACGCAAUUACCUGGCUGUCAAGAACCUGCAAGGAGACUACUACCUGAACGGCCACUGGUCCCUGCAGUUCUCCCAGGCCACCCACAUUGCCGGCACUAAGCUGUACUACCAACGAGGCGUCGAGGGCGACAACAUACCAGAGUCCAUCAUCGGCCGCGGACCCACCACCGAGCCCCUGGUCGUGGAGCUGAUCAGCAUGGAGCCCAACCAGGGCGUGGAUUACGAGUACUACCUUCCCGUGGGACACCCCACAGAGGGAUACGCCUGGAGCUUUGGAUCUUGGUCUCCCUGUAGCAAAGAGUGCGGAUUAGGCUUCCAGUCCAGAGCCGUCUACUGCUCCAUCGACAACGAGGUCGUGCCCGACUACCUGUGCCCGUACUACGCCCGCCCCGUGCAGAACAGGACCUGUAACCCUCAGGACUGCCCUGCCACCUACACCUGGAGAACCGGCGAGUGGAACGAGUGCUCCGCCCAGUGCGACGGCGGCUUCCAAUAUCGGGGCGUGGACUGUCUCUACAAUGACGAGUCGGGACCCCGCGUGGUCCAGGACGCCUUCUGCUCCCAGUACGCCCAGAAGCCCACCGACCAGCAGUACUGCAACAUGCAGCGCUGUGAGGAGAACCCCAUGAGAGCGAUCAUUUCCGAACUCCCCGCUGAGAAUGCCGCCGAGUGCCGCAGAACCAAAUACGGGUGCUGCUACGACCGCACCAACCCCGCAGCCGGACCCAACGGAGAGGGUUGUCGCGACCCACCAGCGCCUUAUGAGCGCUCCAUCUGCUCCCUGCCCAAGGCCGCCGGAUCCUGCUCCAGCUGGAGGGCGCACUACUUCUUCAAUGUUCUGACUGGUCAGUGUGCUGAGUUCUGGUACGGAGGCUGCUUCGGCAACAGCAACAACUUCGACACGCAGGAGGAGUGCGAGAGGGUCUGCCACCAGCCCAAUGGCGGAUCAAAUGGCAACGGAAACGGCGAAAAUGGAAACGGAAACGGCGAAAACGGAAAUGGACACGGCGAAAACGGAAAUGGAAACGGUAAUGGUGCCGCCAACGGAAACGGUAAUGGUGAGGGAAACGGAAACGGUAAUGGUCACACCAACGGAAACGGUAAUGGGGAGGCCAACGGAAACGGAAACGGUAAUGGUCACACCAACGGAAACGGUAAUGGUCGUGCCAACGGAAAUGGAAACGAUAACGGCCGCGCCAACGGAAAUGGAAAUGGCAACGGUAAUGGCCGCGCCAAUGGAAAUGGUAACGGCCGUGCCAACGGAAACGGAAAUGGUAACGGCCGUCCCAAUGGAAAUGGAAACGGUAACGGUAAUGGCCGCUCCAACGGAAACGGUAACGGCCGCGCCAACGGAAACGGAAAUGGUAACGGCCGUCCCAAUGGAAAUGGUAACGAUUACCCCAAUGGAAAUGGAAACGGUAACGGCCGCUCCAACGGAAAUGGUAAUGGCAACGGAAACGGUAACGGCCGCACCAAUGGAAACGGUAAUGGAAACGGUAACGGUAACGGCAACGGCAAUGGCCACACCAACGGAAAUGGUAAUGGUUAUGAAAAUGGAAACGGUAAUGGCCACACCAACGGAAAUGGUAAUGGUUAUGAAAAUGGAAACGGAAACGGUAAUGGCCACAGCAACGGAAAUGGUAAUGGAAACGGUAACGGCCGCACCAAUGGAAACGGUAACGGAAAUGGUAACGGCCGCGCCAAUGGAAAUGGUAAUGGUAACGGCUACCUAAAUGGAAACGGUAAUGGCCGCACCAACGGCAACGGAAAUGGUAACGGCCGCACCAAUGGAAACGGUAACGGAAAUGGUAAUGGCCUCACCAACGGAAACGGCAACGGUAAUGCCCGCACCAACGGAAAUGGUAACGGCCACACCAACGGAAACGGAAAUGGUAACGGCCACACCAACGGAAACGGAAAUGGUAACGGCCACACCAACGGAAACGGCAACGGUAAUGCCCGCACCAACGGAAAUGGUAACGGCCACACCAACGGAAACGGAAAUGGUAACGGCCACACCAACGGAAACGGAAAUGGUAACGGCCACACCAACGGAAACGGCAACGGUAAUGGCCGCACCAACGGAAAUGGCAACGGAAAUGGUAACGGCCACACCAACGGAAACGGAAAUGGAAAUGGUAAUGGCCUCACCAACGGAAACGGCAACGGUAAUGGCCGCGCCAACGGAAACGGUUACCGAAAUGGAAAUGGCAACGGAAACGGUAACGGCCGCGCCAAUGGAAACGGUAACGGUCGCGUCAACGGAAACGGCAACGGUCUCCCCAACGGAAACGGAAACGGCGAGCAUGACAACGGAAACGGUAACGGUCACUCCAAUGGCAACGGCGAGCACUACAACGGAAACGGAAACGGUCGCGCCAACGGAUAUGGACAGCGCGCCAACGGCAACGGAAACGGGAACGGCGAGGAGCACGAAGGAAACGGCAACGGUGGCUCCAACGGCAACGGUGGCUCCAACGGCAACGGUGGCAGGGUAGCCGCCAGGGUGGCCCACACCGCCAACAAAGGCCGAUUCUACAUGAAGGCCCGCAAGCCUUACUUCAUCACCGUGAAAAAGCACUUCAUCCCCGCAGCCAGCUUGACCUCGCCAGCCCGGGUGAGGAUCGACCAGUCGGACCCGUCCUCCGUGGAGGCCCUGGUGGGCCAGACGGUGGUGCUGCCGUGCAGAGUCAGCCCGCCGCCGUCGUCGUCGUCGUCCAGCGCGGUGACGGUUGAGUGGAGGAAGGAUGGCGUCGCACUCGCGUCACACAGACACCAGGAGCAGCCCAACGGUUCGCUGCUGCUGGGUCCCGUCAGCAAGUCGGACGCCGGCUGGUUCUUGUGCGUGGCCACCAGGGACCAGGAGCGAGAUCACCGCUACGUUUACCUGACCGUCUCAGAGGCGGCAUCCGGGCCGCAGACCGCCCCCCUGCCCACAGACGGACCCUCGCCAGAGUUCAGCCUGGAGCGCUCGGCCUUGUCCUUGAUGGAGACGCGAGCGGGACAAGCGGCGCGACUGCCGUGCGCCGUCGCGCCUGCGGCGGCGCUGCCCUACGUCAGGGUGGCGUGGACCCGCGACGGACGCCCGCUGGCCGGCUCCGGGUUCGUCCAGCAGUCAGACGGCGCCCUGCUCAUCGAGUCCCUGCGGACGGAGGACGCCGGCGUGUACACUUGCUCCGCCUCCACGCAGCAUCAUCUGGAGCAGAGACACAUCCAAGUCAGAGUCCAAGCCGCCCUGCGGAUUACCAAAGCUCCCGACGACGUCCGGGUCCCCGAAGGCGGCACGGCCCUGCUGCCGUGCGAGGCGUCGGGGGACGGCGUCAGCGUCGGAUGGUCCAGGAACGGCGUCCCGGUGCGCCCGGACGGGCGUAAGGUGCAGGCGUCACCCGACGGCAGCCUGAUCUUGAACGACGUGCGGACGUCCGACGAGGGCACCUACACGUGCAACGCCUACGCCGGCGUCGACUCGGCCAGCGCCUCGGCCGACGUGCGCCUCGCCAAAGACCCCCAGACGGGCGUGGCCGUGACGUCGUCGUCGCCGUCAUCGGGGGCGGCGUGCUCGGACCGGCCCGAGCUGGCCAACUGCAAGUUGGUGGUGUACGCCCGCCUGUGCGCACACCCGUACUACGUCGACUUCUGCUGCGCCAGCUGUGCCCGCCGAGCGCAGAGCGGCGACAGGUUAGCUCGGUGACACCACGGCGGUGGGUGCGCUACGUAAGCGGCGAAAGGCCAGUCCUCCAAUAUUCUCAUCAUUUUAUUGUCACUUCAUCAUAUUGUUUUCACAAUAAAAGCAAUGUAGUCGCUAUGACGUCACGGCGUCCCGUUCCAUAUUUUGCCACGAGGGGGCGGCAGAGCGGGGGGUUGGUGAGAAAAUAAGCACUCAAGGGGGAUGCGCAGGAUAUAAGUUUUUUUUUCAGUGUAUUUUUUAAAUCAAUGUCUUUUUUUUUCAAAAUUUAAUUUCUAGUAUUAUUAAUUAAUUAAAAUUACUUAAUUAUUAAUAUUCAGUGUGUAACUAGAACAAUAAGACAUAUAAAUACGCAUUUGUUUUCAUUCACUCGAUUAUUAUUUUAUUCAUUUCUGUUAUUUAUUUAACAUUUUAGUUGAUUACCAUAAAAUACAGAUGGAUUAUUUGAAUAAUUUGAAAAAGUAAUGUGUGUGCAUGAAUCAAGACGACACAAUUUUUGAAAUACAAAACUAUUUUAUUCAAAGUUUUUAAAUAUGAAAAUCAAAUGCGUUACAUUAAAACAAAUAUUUAUGUGUUGUUAAGUUUAUAGUGAUAUUUAGGUUAAAUAUAGAAAAAUAUUCAAAAGGGGCAGACAAAAUUUGUAUAAAUUAGUAAGUAUGAACAAAAUGGAAAAAAUAUUGAAUAGUAAUAUGUGGUAUGUGGACUAUAAAAAUUAUGAUUAGAUGAAAAUGUGAGGGGGGAAAAUGCUCAGAUUUUAAAUGUAAUUAUAAAUAUAAUGUAAAUGUGAAGUCGAAAAUCAAAUCUACACAUUUGAAAACAAAAGGGACAUGUGGUAUGUAAUUAAAAAUCAAGCUGAAUCUACAUUGAAAUAAAAAUGACCAUGUAAUCAAUAAUAACAAAAAAAUUGUCUAAACAAAAACAAAAUUAAGAUGUAUUAAGUGGGAGCUGACCUCGUCGUGGCAACAACAAAAAAAGUGCUGAGUGGAAUAGUGGAAGGCAUAAAAAAAUAAUAAGACUACAUAAAAUGUAAUUAAAAAAUAUGUAUAUAAAUAACAAUGAGUGUAAGUG
Messenger RNA from Syngnathoides biaculeatus (alligator pipefish), 5528 nucleotides. Its product is annotated as papilin-like. The coding region runs from base 135 to 4466 and encodes 1443 amino acids. The transcript is spliced from 22 exons. NCBI's taxonomy places the organism in Eukaryota, Metazoa, Chordata, Actinopteri, Syngnathiformes, Syngnathidae. Gene Ontology annotation, cellular component: extracellular matrix. Gene Ontology annotation, molecular function: metalloendopeptidase activity; serine-type endopeptidase inhibitor activity. Gene Ontology annotation, biological process: extracellular matrix organization. The record is from RefSeq and is a predicted model, not a curated record.